GUCCAAUUCAAUUUGAUUUCUCAAUUGUUUGUCUGUGUCCCUGAACUUUGUGUUGUUUCGAUAAUUAAUUAUUUUUUGUAUUAUUCAGGAAAUUCGCUUCCGAUUCCAUCACAAAAUAUGUCAUGGAUAACUGGUUUAGCUGAUAAGGCUGAGAACAUUUUAAACAAACUCGACCAAAAUGCUGCAACAGCUCUUCAAACCCCAGCAAAUUACUCAACAACAGAUUUGUUGUCGUCGCCAACAAUUAUUGCCAACGUGAAAAAUGAUCCAAUAGAAGUGGUAAGUAGGGCUUAUCCUGUCAACUCGAUGCAGCUAGUGAAAUCUCUUUCGCCUAAACGAGCACCAUCGACGCCAAAAGAAAGUCCAAUCAAACAAGUUCUGGCCGUCGAUACAAUCGAUUUCGCUGCCAAUGCAUCGAAUCUCUCUUCAAGGCGCAGUUCACUAAGUUCCCAACCAGAUUCGGUAACAAUUGAUAUGUCCGUCGCAUCCGAAAAGAACACUGCUCCACCUCAACCUAAGUCUUUGCCAGAGGUCCAAGAACUUGCCGCAUUUAAGAUAGCUCUAGCUGAUAUCUCCAACGAACGUGAUGAACUUAAAGCCAAAGUCCUUGCACUAACAGAUAGCAGUCAACAGGCUAUGAUGCAAAGUCGACUAAGAGAAAUGGAAGUCCUUGUAAACCGUUUGACAAACGAAAGGGAUCAAAUUCAGAACGAACUUCACGACACCCUGAGCACUAAUAAGGGCUACAUGCAUUCCAUUUCCCAGCUUGAAUCGAGCCUUGCAAAGAUCCAGCAAGAAUUUAUUGAUGUCACAAAGAAACUACAAAUGCAAGUCAAAGAAACCGAUCAACAGCGAUUGGAUUUGGUGGAAUAUCGCAAAAAGGCACAACUUGCUCUCCAAAUGAAGGAUCAAUUGAUAAACGAGUUAAAAUCUCCAAGUGGCGAAGACAAUCGCGAAUCUUCUAAAAAAUCCAAUGAGCGAGUACUGCUCCUAGAAAUAAGCACACUGAAACAGGAGAACAAGCAAUUCCAGGAAGAAAUCGACAAUAUUCGUCAGCAACUGGAAAAUUCAAAGGCAAAUCUCCAUUCUAUUUGUCGACAACACGAAGAGACAGUGGCGAUGCUUCACACAAACGAUGAAACACUAAGAAAAGAUAUUCGUUCUGAAAAAGAACAGAAUCUUCAGCUAGAAUCCGAGUUGAGGGUCUUGAAUCAGGAAUUGUUGGCCACUCGUAAGCAGAUGGCUGCUCAAAUGGAAAGCUAUGCGGCAACUGUUCAAGAGAAGGACAAAUUGUUGGAGAGAGUGAAGGCAAGCUAUGCGGCUGCACAAGCAGAUCCAACAACCUACGAAACCCGAAUAAGGUCCCUAACCCAGACACUGGUCGAAAAACAAAACUCUGUCGAGGCCAUGACAGCAGAGAGGAAUGCGCUCCGAUUUCAAUUGGAAAAAGCUGAGAACCAGAUAAGACUGUCAGCAUUCAAUCACUCGACAGAACGUAAUGCUAUGACUCUUGCCAAUCACACGGAUGAUGUAAAGGCACAGUUUCCAAUUCUUAUGCGAGAGAAUCCAUUCGAUAAUAGAGUAGCCAGAAGAGUGAAACGAGCUUAUUCCACACUUGACUCAGCUGGAAUUAGGUUGGGCGCAUUUUUGAGAAGAUAUCCACUCAUGCGGAUAGCAGUUUUAAUGUAUGUUGGAUUGUUACAUUUGUGGGUUAUGUUUGUUUUGCUAUCGUCUACACCAACAUAACGGUAAACGGGAAAAAGUUAAUUAAGUUUAAGGUGAUACCGCAAUGAUUAUUGUCGUUGUUUGUGAGUUAUUUAUGUACAUUAUCUUUUAUCAAUACAAAUAUUCCAGUUUAUAUUAAAAAAUCUUAAAUCUCAAGAAAUUGGUUUAU
Messenger RNA from Eupeodes corollae, 1894 nucleotides. It is a transcript of the gene Golgin84, whose product is annotated as golgin-84. Bases 118 to 1746 code for a protein of 542 amino acids. The transcript has 3 exons. Gene Ontology annotation, biological process: retrograde transport, vesicle recycling within Golgi; Golgi organization. The record is from RefSeq and is a predicted model, not a curated record. Lineage: Eukaryota; Metazoa; Arthropoda; Insecta; Diptera; Syrphidae. Gene Ontology annotation, cellular component: Golgi membrane; Golgi cisterna.